Molecule: messenger RNA, 3395 nt
Organism: Protopterus annectens (West African lungfish)
Lineage: Eukaryota; Metazoa; Chordata; Ceratodontiformes; Protopteridae
Product: myoferlin-like
Exons: 29
Coding region: 336-3395 (1019 amino acids)
Biological process (GO): plasma membrane organization; membrane fusion
Cellular component (GO): membrane
Source: RefSeq, a predicted model, not a curated record
CUUAUUUAUUUAUUUCCCUACUUGUACGACAGCAUUGUUGUGCUGGGAGUGCCUCCAUUUGCAUUCCUUCUUUCUAAUUCGCUUUUCCAACAGGUUGUUACCUGUGCACGCGAGGGUCGAACCGUGUCGGACGUCAGUCUUCAGGUCCAGGUAUGUGGGGAACGCCCAUUGAGUAGUCACGCCCUUUUUCCUCUUUCUUUCCACUCUUCUCCUUUUCUUGCACUGAAGGGACUUUCCUGCCGGUUGAAUCGUAUGAGAAGUUGGGUUAGUUCUAGAAGCGGAUGGUUUUGUUAACUUUUUAUCUGCUAUAGAAGGACUCAAUCAACCUCUGAACGAUGUUGCGAGUAGCUGUGGAAUCUGCCAGUAAUAUUCCCAAAAGUUCUUUUGGAACACCUGACCCUAUCGCCACAGUCACAUUUAAAGAUGAAAAGAAGAAAACCAAGAAGAUUGACAAUGAACUGAAUCCUGUAUGGAAUGAGGUUCUGGAAUUUGAUCUAAAGGGAGUACCUCUGGAUUCAUCUUCCUCAAUAGAUGUAAUUGUCAAGGACUUUGAGACCAUUGGAAAAGACAAGUACUACUGGUCUGGAACUGCGUCAACUUGCACAACAAGAUUGAUUGGAGCAGCGACAGUAUCACUGAAAGAUCUUUCAAGCGGUCAGGUGAAGUCUUUGCCUGUGAAGGGUUUGCCAUUGCUUAAUGAAAAAAGGCAACCAACAGGGGCUACAGUAAACCUCAUUGUAGGAUACGAACCUCCAGCUGGCUCAGUCCCAUCUGAUCCAAAUGACCCAACCAGUGGUGGUGUUGUAACUACAGAUGGUGGAGGUGAUGGAGAUGAAGAUGCGACUGAGUACGCUGGUGGUGGAGGAGGAGGAGGAGGAGGAAGUGUUCCUUCAGCUGCAGGAAUGGCUGGACAGACUUCAGCAGCUGCAAAACGCAUCACAAGGAAAAGUAAGACUGGAAGAUCACUGCCAAAUAAACCUCAAGACUUCCAGAUACGAUUUCGAGUUAUUGAAGGAAGGCAACUACCAGGCAAUAACAUAAAACCUGUUGUGAAAGUCAGCAUAUGCAAUCAGACUCAUCGGACCCGAAUAAAAAGGGGAAACAAUCCAUUUUUUGAUGAGCUUUUAUUCUACAACGUCAACAUGCUUCCAGCAGACUUGUUUGAUGAAAUCAUUACAGUCAGGGUGUAUGACUCAAACUCUUUGCGAUCAGACAGUCUGAUGGGAGAAUUUAAGAUUGACAUAGGUUACGUCUAUGAUGAGCCUGGUCACUCUGUGGUAAGGAAAUGGCUGCUGCUUCAGGAUCCUGAUGAUGCAAGUUCUGGAGCUAAAGGUUAUCUGAAAGUCAGCAUGUUUGUACUUGGAGCAGGAGAUGAGCCAAUGCUUGAGAAAAAAGAUGUGAAUGAGGACCAGGAAGAUAUUGAGAGCAAUCUGUUGAUGCCAGCAGGUAUAGCUCUGCGAUGGAUUACCUUUGUGCUGAAAAUCUACAGAGCUGAGGAUAUUCCUCAAAUGGAUGACGCCUUUGCACAAUCUGUAAAAGAAAUGUUUGGAGGUGAUUCAGACAAAAAAAACCUAGUGGACCCAUUUGUGGAAGUUUCAUUUGCUGGAAAAAUGAUUCGUACAAAAGUAAUUGAGAAGAAUGCAAAUCCUGAAUGGAACCAAGCAGUUAACCUACAGAUCAAGUUCCCAUCAAUGUGUGAAAGGAUACGACUGACAGUAUAUGACUGGGAUCGACUGACCAAAAAUGAUUGCGUUGGAACAGCAUAUUUGAAUUUAUCUAAGAUUGCAUCAUCUGGUGGAGAGGUGGAAGAGUCUGUGUCUUCGGGAUAUGGGGCUUCAUCAAAUGAAGUAGCUGGAGAUCACAAAGCUGCAACUGGAGAGUCAGGUCUUGGAUUUCUACCUGCAUUUGGACCCUGUUACUUAACUCUCUACGGAAGCCCAAGAGAAUUUACUGGCUUCCCAGACCCUUAUGAUGACCUGAACUAUGGAAAGGGUGAAGGUGUUGCUUAUCGAGGCAGAAUUUUGGUUGAACUUGUUACAAAGUUAGAUGUGUCUAAUGAAAAGAAAAUUGAGGACAUACCAAAUGAUGAUAUUUUGGUUACAGAGAAAUACCAGCGGAGGCGAAAGUUCAGUCUUUCUGUCGUGUUUCACUCUGCUACAAUGUUAACAGAAGGUGGUGAAGCCAUUCAGUUUGAGGUCAGCAUUGGUAACUAUGGCAACAAGUUUGACACUACCUGCAAACCACUGGCAUCUACCACUCAGUACAGCCGACCAAUGUUUGAUGGAAACCACUAUUACUACUUGCCAUGGUCUAAUGUCAAGCCAGUGGUGACACUGACAUCAUACUGGGAAAACGUAAGUCAUAGGCUUGAUGCUGUGAACAUCCUCCAAAACAUGGCUGAUCGUUUGGAAGCAAAUGUAACAGCAUUAAAAACAGCAAUGCUGGCUAAUGUUUCUGACAGCAGACUGGCUGAAGUUUGGCUAAAGCUGAUUGAUCAAGUCUUGGAGGACACCAGUUGUCAAUUGCCCGAACUGGAAGGAAAACCUAACAUAACGGCUCUUGAUAUACAAAUCCGAAAACUUCGCAUGUUCUACCUGGAGAACAUUAAAGAAUCUGCAAGAAAACUAAGAGAAGAAGCUACAGAUGUAAAGGCCACUUUGCCUGACAUUGAGGACUGGCUUCUAAAGGUGUACCAGAUGGCCGAAGAGCCUCAGAACAGCAUGCCAGACGUCAUCAUUUGGAUGAUUCAAGGAGAGAGGCGUGUGGCUUAUGCUAGGGUUUCUGCAGCUAGUGUUUUAUUCUCCACCUCACAUGCAGAAGCAUGUGGAAAAUACUGUGGAAAGACGCAGACUGUAUUUUUAAAGCAUCCACAGGACAAGACAAAUGGUGCUAAACUUCCUGUACAGCUACGUGUCAACAUCUGGCUUGGGUUGUCUGCAGUGGAGCAAAAGUUUAACAGUUAUGCUGAAGGAACGUUUAGUGUCUCUGCAGAAAUGUAUGAAAACCAAGCACUUAUGUUCGGUAAAUGGGGCACAACUGGCCUUGUGGGAAAGCACAAAUUUUCUGAUGUAACUGGAAAAAUCAAGCUCAAGAAAGAAAGUUUCUUACCUCCAAAGGGCUGGGAAUGGGAAUCUGACUGGAUUGUGGACCCAGAAAGAAGCAUGCUAAUAGAAGCUGAUGCUGGACAUACAGAAUUUGCUGAUGAAGUGUAUGAAAAUGAAAGUCGGUUUCCGGGCGGGGAGUGGAAGGCAGCAGAUGAGCAAUAUACUGAUGUGGUGAGCACCUUUCCUUGUUUAUAUGGAUUGCACAAAGGACAUUAUCUACCCAUGUAUGCGACUAUCAUAACUGCAGGACCAAACCAAAUUUUAUGUGGCCAGUGGUGUGUCUCAGUCUAA